This is a messenger RNA of Eublepharis macularius, 7156 nucleotides long. RefSeq names its product membrane primary amine oxidase-like. NCBI's taxonomy places the organism in Eukaryota, Metazoa, Chordata, Lepidosauria, Squamata, Eublepharidae. Gene Ontology annotation, molecular function: copper ion binding; quinone binding; primary methylamine oxidase activity. The coding region runs from base 142 to 2424 and encodes 760 amino acids. The transcript has 4 exons. Gene Ontology annotation, cellular component: plasma membrane. The record is from RefSeq and is a predicted model, not a curated record. Gene Ontology annotation, biological process: amine metabolic process.
GAUUCCAGCUGAGUUCCCUCCCCCAGCAAGGAUCCCAGCCACGACUCUCGUCUCUCUGAUUCCCAGGCUGUUUGCAGUGAGGAAAUCAAAACCAGACUCGUUUGAGGUGCCUCUGUGACUAUCGCCUUCGCUGCCACUGCUAUGAACAUGAAAGCAGUUGUUAUUCUCCUGAUCUUGGCUCUGGCCACAGUUUUUGCUUUAGUUUGUGUUUUGUUGACUAAAAGGGAGAAAGUCACUACUUGCGUCUGCUCAGAGCUGCAGAGUUCCCCUGAAGGUAUAAGUGAUGAAAAGAGUAACAUCUUUGCUGACUUGACAGCAGAAGAGAUGAGUCAAGUGGUGAAAUACCUCAAGGACAAUCUUGGUGUGCAUCUACAAGAUGCCUUUCACGCAGAACCAGCAGAUAACUGCAUUUACUAUCUGGAUGUGUACCUCCCUGUGAAAGCAGAUGCACUGGGCUUCCUAGACCAUGGACGGGUUCGGCCCCCUCGGCAGGCAUUGGCUGUGGUGUUCUUUGGAGGCCAGCCAGAGCCAAAUGUUACAGAAUUCCUGGUAGGUCCGCUUCCAAAUCCUACAUACCAUCGGGACAUUACGCUCAGGAAGUUUGGCAAAAAAGUGCCAUAUAACAGCAGACCAGUGACUGAGAGGGAAUACCAGGACAUUGACAACUUUAUUUUCCGUGAGCUCUCCAAGGCCCCCAUCUUCCUCAAAGAAUGCUGUGAUUAUCCUGAGACUAACUUGGCUACUCUGACCACAGCCCCCCGAGGUCUUGAGUCUGGAGACCGAGCUACUUGGUUUGUCCUUUUCCAGAAUGUGUUUGGAAGCGGCUACUUCAUCUACCCUGUUGGCUUGGAGAUCCUGGUGGAUCACAGCAGCUUGAACCUCUCCCACUGGAAAGUGAAGAAUGUUUUCUACAAUGGCCAGUAUUAUCAGGGCCUUGCACAAUUGGAAAAGGACUUCAAAGACAGGCUUGUAAAGGAGAUCAGAGUGGAGAGAGUCCAGCUGGAGAAUGAUUUUGCAUCCAUGAAGCCGCCGCCGCCGCCACCUUUGGCUCCUCUAAGCCCUUUGCAGUUUGAGCCCCAAGGGAAACGCUACAGCAUCACUGGCAGUCAUGUUACCUACCAGUCAUGGAGCUUUGCUUUUGGGAUGAAUGUGAACACUGGGCCACGUCUCUUUGAUAUCAGGUUUGGCACAGAGAGAAUUGUCUAUGAGCUGAGUCUGCAGGAAGCCCUGGCCACAUACGGGUCUGACUGUCCGGGCGGGAUGGUGACCAGAUACAUGGACGGCAGCCUUGGCAUUGGGAAGUUUUCUUUUGAACUGGUUCAGGGUGUGGACUGCCCCUAUACGGCCACCUAUGUGGACCGACAUUACUUGAUAGAUUCUGAUACCCCCAAACUAAACAAGAACUCUUUCUGCAUCUUUGAGCAUGACAUGGGGGUGCCUCUGCGUCGCCAUUUCUCCAACAUGGGCUCUUUUUAUUAUGGGGGUUUAGCCAAAUAUGCUCUGGUCUUAAGGGCUGUUUCCACCCUCAUCAACUAUGAUUAUGUCUGGGAUUUUGUUUUCUACCAAAACGGUGCUAUAGAAGUCAAGGUCCAUGCCACGGGAUACAUCAGCUCCUCCUUCUUCACUGGCAAGGGGAAAGCAUAUGGAAACAGGGUUGGGGAGCACACACUUGGGACUAUGCACAGUCAUCUCAUGAACUACAAAGUAGAUUUGGAUAUUGCAGGGACCAAGAACUCCUUGAUGGCUCUUGAUAUGGCAUUUGAGACUGUGCAGGUGCCCUGGAGCCCAGAGCACCAGAUUCAGCGGCCCAUAAUCACCAACCAAAUCCUGGAUAAGGAGGAAAAGGCUGCCUUCCCACUUGAUGGCAAAGUCCCACGAUACCUGCACUUUACCACGAGCCAGGAAAACCAGUGGGGCCAUCAGCGUAGCUACCGCAUCCAGAUUGUCAGCUUUGCAGGCGAGCACCUGCCUGAAACCAGCACCAUGGAGAAGUCUAUCAGCUGGGGCAGGUACAAGGUGGCUGUCACCAAGCGGAAAGAAGAGGAGCCAACCAGCACCUCCAUCUAUAAUCAGAAUGACCCUUGGGAUCCCUUGGUGGCCUUUGCUGACUUCAUAGACAAUGAGACCAUCAGCAACGAGGAUCUUGUGGCUUGGAUCUCGGUUGGCUUCUUGCAUGUGCCUCAUGCGGAGGAUAUUCCCACCACAGUGACUGUGGGUAAUGGGGUGGGCUUUUUCCUUCGGCCUUACAACUACUUUGGCAUCGAUCCCUCGGUCAAGUCCCUGGACAGUGUCUACUUCACCGUUGGCCAAGAUGUUGAUGAGUGUGACCUCAACCGGGCUGCUUGCUUGCCAAAGACAGCCUCCUGUUCACCCAGCCUCCCAAGUUUUGCUUACACAGGCUUCCAGAACCUGACGGGCCCCUGAGCCUGCAUUACCCAAAGUAUGCCACAGUUUAGCUAAUUGAUGAUACUGCUGAGUCCAAGCUGGGGCUGGCCUGCACCUCUCCCAUGAAUUGCCUCUUCCGCCCCUUCCCUUCCCUGCUGCUGCCCCUGAGCAAAAUGGUUCUGCCUUCACUUACAGGACCCAUGGGAGGAUCUGUGCGACUGUUUUGAUGUGAUAAGUCAUUAUGUGGUGAAGCCGCACUGUUGAGUCUCUUUGGUCACUGUAAAUGGCAUGCAUGGUGAGUCUUACCAGCUCUUCUUCUAGGAAAUGCUCCACUCUUUUGAUGGUUUCCUGCUGGGCAUGUCCUGUGAUGGAGCAACAGCUGCCAUUUGGGGCUCAGUGACUGCUUAGCAAUGUGGCAGGUGCUAGAUUCGGACUGAAUAUGCCAUUCUUCAGUGCUAAGCACUCCAUUGUGCCUUGUGCACCACAAGGGCCUAUGAGACUUGAAUCACUAUUUUUCUUAGCUGGAGAGGGGGACAAAGAGGAAAGGGCCGUGAUCGUUUCAGCUCAGAAUUUGGAGCAGAAAGGGGAUACUUUCCUACUGAAACAAAAGGGAGUUAGAAGGCACCUUCCAUGUGGCAAAAGCAUCCAUGGGCCAGAGCAUGCUUCAUUAGGUGCUGCAUUCAGUAUAUCUUUGACUGGCAACCACCACUGACAUAUUCAUGCAGCAUCUGAGGAUGUUCACUGUGGUGCAUGAAAACUUUUGCCACAACAAACCUCUUAGCUUUUAUGGUGCCAAAGAAUAUGUCCUCUUGUUUUGUGUUUGAUGUUGCUGCAACAGAAUUACCCAGCCCCCCCCCCCACCUCCCGCUGGAAUCUUCUACUGGAAUGAAUGCAGGAAGGCACAGAAGCGCGAUCUGGGGGACACUGUUCAGUGUAUGACAUUGACCAGAGUCUCCCCUGUGUUAGUUGCCUGUGAUAUCAGUGUCUUCUUGAGAGCAGAUAUGUGCAGGAGGUGGUAGCGGAGAAAUGUGCCAGUCUUUAGCAGUAGAGUCUGGACUGUUUUCGCACUACUAACCUGCUUCUGUAACAUUGCGAAACAUCACGCAAAAAACGUGGAAGAUAGAGUCUUCUCGAAAGAGUUUUGCGCGACAUCGUGAGAGUUUUGUGCGACAUCGCGCAAUACUCUCGUGAGAAGACUCUAUCUUCCGCGGUUUUUGUGUGAUGUUUCGCAACAUUAUGGAAGCAGGGCCAAAUCCACAUGUCUCAAGUUUUCCGCUUUUUUCCUGCCCAUUAUUCGCUUCUCAGAGGGCUGUUCACAUACUCUUACCUCAAUUCCGCCAUUCUCUCGUGUCUUUCGCGUUGCGCCUCAGACGAAUUUGUCAUGCGUUCAAACGCUUCUCUUGCGUGGUUCUCAACGUGGAUGUGGACAAAUAGAAGCAUUUCACAAGGAGACCGCCCCCUUCAAACCAUCCCACUUCCGUGUUUGCAGCCUUUCCGGAACACCAUCCCUCUUUGCCGUGCAAUUAUCAAGCUUUUCCACUCUCUCCGCAGCAUGCUUGCCUUCCCACCCUUUCCCCCCCUUUUUUUUUUAAAAAAGGGGACUUUCCCAGUGCUGUUGCACAAUCCCGGCCAUAAAUCUUAACCGGGGUGCUCCAAAAUCCCCGCAGAGACAUCAAGGGGUGGCGUCAUUUCCAUUUCCGUGUCAUUUUUAGAAUGUCGAACAGUCGGAAAUAUCGGUGGCUGUUAAAAAAAAAAUUUAACUGUUGAAAUUACUGUUAUAGCGGAAAUCCGUCAUUCUAACAUUACAUUCAAACGUCAAAUAAUUAGUCUGCCCGUUUGGAGAGUUUGGAUCACCCCCACCUUAAAUAUCAGUUCAAAUUAGCCCAUCAGAAUAAUGGUCCAAUGGAUUUCAAAGAAGAAGGCAUAGAAUAACAUUAACCAAUCACAGGCAUCAUAGGGGUGUGGCCUUGACAUAGCAAUUUAGCAAAAAACCCCGCUAUAGCGGAAAUCUGAUGGAAAAAAUGAAAAAAAAUGAACAUGAUGUCGUCAUCAGCGACGUCAGAUCUAAACCCGCCCUGUAUUGUGCGAUUCUACCAGGGAUGUGGACAAAGUAUAGCGCGAGGCAGCGGCAGUAAGAGAAGGGAUGUAAACAGACUAGGAAACUGCAGGAUAGAAUCCAACACGAUUAAUGCACAUGAAAAGCGGAAGGUAGGGAAAUGUGGAUUCGGCCCAGGUUAGUAGUGUGAAAACAGCCAAGGAGAGGGAAGUGUCAGGAAAAGGGCAAAUGUUGGAGAGAGCUGUUAAGCAAGAGGUACAGGACAGAAUUGGGGCAGCUCCCUUUCUGAACAGGAGGGCAAUACUGCGUACUGAAUUGUUCUGAUUCAUUUUUCAAAUCACCUCUCUCCCCCCACCUGCGGCUCAAACUAUACACAUUGUUCCUUGAAAGGCAGAGAUUGCAGGAAGACUGGGAAAACCAGAUAUGUUGGGGCUUUGAGGCCACUCCGGUCUUUCUUGUGGCACAUCUGGAAGCACUGUGGGAGAGGUUGCUCCUUGUGCAGCCAGGCCAAAGCAGGAGGGUUAAUAUGUAACAAUUCUAUCAAUUGAGAGGCUGAACAGGGUGGGGAGGGGGUGAGGAGGGAUCAAUUACCCUUGGCUUCGGGCACCCUUUGGCUGGCGCAGCCUAGUUCAUUGUCUGUGGUCAACAAUGCCUCUUAUCAGAACGAGCAUCAGAAAGUGCUGCCCUCUUCAACUUCAGCCUCUGUUACAAACUGUUCCCAGCAGCCCUGAUCCAGCAGAUCACGGCUCCCCAGCGCCUGUUCACGUGAGCACCUGCUUGCUCUCUCCAUAAGACUCUGACCUGAGGCACUGGCGGGGAGGGUGGCGCAAGCACUGGCCUGUCCUCAGCUCCCUUCCUGGCAAGCACACCAGUGUUCACUGCCUCUUGAAAUGACAGCCCAGGUUGCUUUUGUGCUCUUUACUUUGUGCCAAUGAUACUCAACCAAGGAUGAUGAAAUCAUUAUGGGUAGAAAAUAUCACUUGGUUCAGUGAACAGGAAUAUGAAGCUGACUUGCAAAGCGACAUGAAUGAGCCCUAUUUCUAGCCUGUAUUUUGGGCUCCAAAAUCAGAGGAUGUCACACCUUCCCUGCUGGCUUGAUAAUCAAAGAGGAUGGGGUUGGGGCAACUAAGGGAAGGCAUAAAACAGUUACAAUAUUUGCAUUCCAACUGAACACAGCCCCUGCACGUAGGGUUACAAAUCUCCAGGUUGGCCUGGAGAUCUCCUGAAAUUACAGCUUAUCUCCAGACUAUAGAGAUUAGGGUUGUUUCCACACGUCCUGGCAUAGCGCUAACCUUACGCAAUGAGGGCAUCUUCCUGGCGUGAUUUCUGACAUCAUCGCGCCAUGAAAAUCGCGCCAGGAAGAUGCCCUCAUUGCGUGAGUUUAGUGCUAUGCCGGGACAUGUGGAAACGACCCAGUUCUCCUGGAGAAAAUGGGUGCUUUAAAGGUCAAACUCUUUGACCGUUAAAGCACCCUCCCCUCCCCAAAACCCACCCUCCCCAGGUACCACCAUCCCCAAAUCUCCAGAAAUUUCCCAAGCCAGAGUUGCCAAUCCUACCUGUGCUUGAGCAUUGAAAGAUGUAAUCUUCCUGCAUGUGAGGGUCGGACUGGCCAUUGGAGUCCCUUUGGUUAUAUGUUGUUAAAUUGCUGAUUCAGAAGAGCAAGAGGCUGGAAACAAAAGCAAUCUUUGCCCUUCCCACCCCAACACCUCAUUCAUCUAGGCCUAGUGACACAGCCUCCCCUACCCAUAUACAAUCUCAUCCCAAAAUGUCUCAUUAUACACGGUUGUCAUUUAUGGAAUGAUAUAAAUUGACCCUCCUAUGGCAGGGGGCUUCUCUCAGGCCAGGCCUCACGGCCUCCCCUGGUCACGUGCAGUGCACCCCUCCCCUCCUCUGUCCUAUCACAGGCCUCGGACAUUUCUCUGGCCAUCAGCAAACAAGGCCACUAAGUGGGGGGAGGACUGGAGGGCCCGGGGAGCAGACAAGCCACGUGGCAUUUUCUCCAUGAUGUUUGGGCUGAGUCUGGAUAGCAUGAAGGCUCACCUAGGCAGGCAACAGGCAGAGGAAGCUGUAGGGUUGUCAGGUCCAGGCUGGGAAAUUCCUGGAGACUUUGGGGGUGGAGCCUGGAAUGGGUGGCGUUUGGGGAGGGGAAGGACCUCAGAAUGGUAUAAUGCCAUAGAGUCCACCCUCCAAAGCAGCCAUUUUCUCCAGGGGAACUAAUCUCUGUCACCUGGAGAUCAGUUGUAAUUCCGGGAGAUCUCCAGCCACCACCUGGAGGCUGGCAACCUUAGGAAACUCCCACCAGGAGGGGUCCUUUUCCUCCUCCUGUCUGCUUUGUGAGGGAGCAAGAGGGUGCCAGGCUCCCUGACAGAGUUUUGUACUUGAGUACGCCUUCCCUUGCUUCAUGGAUGGGUGGGGUGGAAAUAGAAAAUACCCCGCUAGGUGUGCAGUUGAAACACUGAACACGGCAGACCACAGCUUGCUGACACACGUGCCAUCCCCCAGAUGCUUCUGUUGUUUCUAGUCCUCAUUGUUCCUUUAAACACACAUAUAUGGAUAUCAUUAAGAUUCGUUUUUAAUUUGCUAUCUAAAAUUGGACUGUUUUAAAACAUAUGGCUUGCUUCCUGUUCUUUCCCCCACUUGAGCUAAAGAGCAAUAUUUUGGUAAUGAGGAAGUGUUAAAAAUUUGCUUACAUUUUAAUAAAUGUACACACACCAA